AUGCAGUUUUGUAUUAAGAAAAGUGGUUUCGUUUUUCUCUUUUUGCAUAGUUCCAUCUAUCUAUCUAUCUAUCUAUCUAUCUAUCUAUCUAUAUAUAUAUAUAUAUAUAUGUCUAAUAGUGUCUGUUUAAAUCGAACACUGAUCGUUUCUAUCUAUCUAUCUAUCUAUCUAUCUAUCUUUUAUUUAUUUCUUUUCAUAUCUAAUUGUUCGUCUCAUUUUUCAGGUUUCAUUCUUUUUAUUCACAAUCCUCGUUCUUUUAGUUUGUUCGAUUAUUUUAUUUUUUUUAUCAUUCCUAUCGUCGUUCUUUCAUUUGAUUUCGUUCUUAUUUUCGCAUGCUUUUUCUUUCAUUUUUUUCAUGCCUUUUUCCUUUCACUUUCUUCUUUCUUUCAUCCUUUUUUUCUUUUCUUGGAUUUAGUUAAGUUUGUCCUAUUCUUUUUCUAUUUUUUCCUUCAUUUAUUCCUCUUUCUAUUACUUUUCUUUUUUUUCUUCUUUCUCUCAUUCUUUUCUUCUUUUUUCCUUCUUUUUUCUUUCUUACUUUCUAAUUUAUCGCGUCCUAUUUUCUUCUAUAUUUAUUUCCUACUCUUCUCUUUCAUGUAUUCAUUUUCCUUCUAUUUCGCUCCUUUAUUUCUUUUAAAAGUUUAUUUAUCCUUUGGAUUUUUUGUUAUUCGUCUUUCCUAUUUUAUUUUCUGUCUUUCUAAUUCUCCUAUCUUCCUUUUUCCUACUUUCUUUCUUUCGUUCGUUGUUUCUUUCGUUCUUUCUUUCUUCCCAUUUUACUUUCUCUGGAUUUAUUUUCACUAUUCAUUUUCUAUCUUUCCUUUCAUUUUUCUAUCUUUACAUUCAAGUAAUCAUUUUUCAGUUACUAUCUUUCUUUCUUUCUUUCUUUCUUUCUUUCUUUCUUUCUUUUUUCCUUUUCUUUUUUAUUUAGUUUUUUUUUUUCCUGUUCUUUUUAUAUCUAUUUUUUCUUGUAUUCACCUUUUUUCUAUUUUCUCUUUCUUUCUUUCUUUCUUUCUUUCUUUCUUUCUUUCUUUGGAUUUAGUUAUAUAUUUUCCCAUUUUUAUCUAUCGUUUCUUUCAUUUAUACUUUUUUCUAUUCUUAUUCGAUCAUUUCUUUCAUGUAUUCAUUAUUAAUCUCCAUUCUUUCUAUCUUUUUUAUUUCAUUUUUCUUUGGAUUUAUUUAUUAUUGACUUAUUAUUUAUUCUUUCGUUCUUUCAUUAAUUCAUUUUUUGCUACAUGUCUUUCUUUCCUUGUUUCUUUUUAUUCUUUCUUUCUUUCUUUGGAUUUAUUAAUCUUUUUUCUAUUCUUUUUUCUAUUUUUUCUUUCAUGUAUUAAUUAUUAUUCCACUUUUUCUUUUCUUUCUUUCUUUUUCUUUUAUUCUAUCUUUCUUUCAAUUUAG
Acanthosepion pharaonis is the source of this 1392-nucleotide messenger RNA. The record is from the annotation of a GenBank genome assembly. Lineage: Eukaryota; Metazoa; Mollusca; Cephalopoda; Sepiida; Sepiidae.